AUGUCGGGCCCGUCCAGCGACGCGCCGCCCGAGACCGAUGGCCGCCACCAUGAGCCGAUGCGCGCGGCCACCGAGUGGGACGGUAUGCUGGUCACCAAGGUCAAGGCGGCGCAAGACAUCAACAAUGCUCUGCACGUGAAUCCGCUCACGCCCUACAUGCUCACGCCGUUCAACACGCCAUACUGCGACCCGACGCUGCUCGUGCAGCGUCUCCACUUGAGCCAGCCCGAGAAUUUGCCGGCGAACCACCGCCCGUCGUCGCCACGCACCGUCAUGGCCAACGUCGCGUCGUUCCUGGACAAGUGCUUGCCGCCGAGCUGGCAGUGGUUCAAAGAGUGGCACCUUUGGCUGCUGCACAUGCUCGUACUCGCGUGCCUUUGCUGCAUGGGCAUUCCCAUCGCGUGCUUUCUCGUGCUCUGCAGUCCGAUCCUGCUCUUUGGCGCCGUGUGCACAAGCCCGUGCUGGGUCAGCCUCGGCUUCUGGUACUAUCGCGGGCCCGGUCGGAAGAAGCGCACGCGCAUCGCAUCAUAG
Molecule: messenger RNA, 531 nt
Organism: Saprolegnia parasitica CBS 223.65
Lineage: Eukaryota; Oomycota; Saprolegniomycetes; Saprolegniales; Saprolegniaceae
Exons: 4
Coding region: 1-531 (176 amino acids)
Source: RefSeq, a predicted model, not a curated record